Messenger RNA from Aaosphaeria arxii CBS 175.79, 4044 nucleotides. RefSeq lists its product as uncharacterized. The transcript is spliced from 3 exons. Bases 1 to 4044 code for a protein of 1347 amino acids. The record is from RefSeq and is a predicted model, not a curated record. Lineage: Eukaryota; Fungi; Ascomycota; Dothideomycetes; Pleosporales.
AUGUCGUUCGAACAGGACUAUGCGGCACCGCGAUCUCCUCUGCCUCCUCCUCCUCCACCUCCUCAUCCGCAUAUUCACCAUCAGGCGCCACAAUCCCCUCUCCCUCACUCAGGGCAUUCCUCACAAACGUCUCCGCUACGGCGCAUUGCUGUGCAACCUCCGCUGAUCACAACUGCACUUGCACCGCCGCAAGGGACAUCGUUCCUGCAUUCGCAAACGCCUAUAUCUGCUGUCUCGCUGAGCGUGCCUCUGUCGCCGUAUGGCCCUCCAUCCUCGACGUAUGCCGCUUCUCCUGUCUCUUCACCGAUGGCGAUGAGACAUACUUCCUCCGUUCCCUACAACCCGCAACAAUGGGCUGGGGGAACAUAUCUUCCUCGAACAAAUACCCAGGCGUCGUCGUCGAGAACUCGCCCGCAGGAUGUGACAGGCAUGGAAGCUUCAAUGCCUUCUCCGCCUCCUCCAUAUUCGCCAGCUCCCAACCAAAACUUGUCGCAUGUUGUUAGCAAUUCCCCUCAUAUGUCCAGCAAUGCAUUCACACCCCCCGCAAACCCGCCUACAAUACAGCCCGGGGGAUACGUACCCUCACCUCCGUCACGCCCUACCUCUUCCUAUAAUAUAUCGAGCCGGCCUGAAUCGAUGGUGGUGCCUUCCAGUGCGACUAGUAUAACUUCGAACCAGCAAUUUCCCCCUCCCCCUCCUAGAAAUGGAAGCGAACGUACUGUGUCACGAGAUAGGUUGCACUCCAAGUUUAGUCUGUCUGCUUUGCGCAAUCGUAACUCGGACCAAAGCCCGGCGCCUACAGCUAUUGAAUCGCUACGUGUCAACACAUCUGAGGCGAUAUCAGCAACUGUCUCUCCUGGAGCGCGAGCUUCACAACCAUUCUUCUCUGGCGCGCUUCCUGAUCGGAGGUGGAGCCCCGACACACAAUCACCCAUAAGAGCCCCUAAUGCUCGACGGGCGGUGUCUACCGGAGCGCUUGCACUUGGUUCCGAAGCAAGGACGCCUAUCGAGUCACCUAUUGUAGGCCAUGGUGGCUGGGGUAAUAGUGUACCGCUUCCUCCACCUCCACCCGGACCUCCUCCCAGUAGUUCAAGAUCUCAAAGCGUUGGACAUGGAGUAGAUUCAUCAUCUAGCCUUCACGCCAGAAUGGCACCUGCACCUCCAACUAGACGGCCCGGCCAAAGCAGUUUAGGUCCAAUCCCCCCAACUCCGGUUGGUUGGACCGAGGAAGAGGCAAGGACACGAUCAAGAUCACCAGGAGGCCGUGGUCUCCAAAUAGACACAAGCCCACAGGCAAUCAACCAACGACAGCAUGCCAUCCAGCAAUCAGAAAGUGAGGACAUGUCGACAUCGUCGGGUCCGACUGCUUCAACAUCGAGCAGCACACUUUACCGGCAACCGCAGAGACGAGAUCCGAGUGUCCGAGGUAUUCGAGAACGACGAAGUGAAAGCCGGGCCGCUCGUGAACGCGUCGAACCGAGCAACAACCCAUGGGCCGAUGACCUUGAAGCUGCAGCAGCCAAGCCUGCAGAUUUAGUAUUGGGAACGCCUGAUGGCUCUCUAGCACGUCGGGGCGCGGUGAAGACGCCGCGUAGUGGAAGUGGCAUUCGGUCUCCUCGGAGCUCCCAGCUCUUGGACGAACCUGGGUCGAGCAAUUCUACUCCUCGAAUCUCAGAUCAUCAUCGAAGGCUUCCUUCUGGUGCUGCCCCGACGCCGCCUUUCUCGCCAGGUACGGACAAUUUUGAAUAUCAGUCUCGAAAAGCUACCGCAGCAAUCCCUACCAAAGCUCUUCCUACUCCUCCUCUACGCUCUUAUGGCGAUGAUCUUGCUUCUUCAGGCCUGACAAAUAAUUCAGGAAGUGCUGCUAGAUCCACAUCUAUCGCAUCCCACCUUUCCGAAGCCCUGCCCGAGGCAUCGUCUUCGAGCACGCCGCGACCCACCGACCGUGAUACGUUUGCACAAGCUUCUAUUGAAAGGCAUCGACUGUUCAUCGAGAAAGAGGCCGCUGCCCAGUCCGAUCAAGAUCGACUGGAACUUUUCGCAGAAUUCAUUGUUGCAGAAUCACGACUACGACGAGACCGAUAUUCCGGAGCGUUUGAUGCUAUGGCCAGCGAGGUUCUGGACCUGACAAGAGACCUUUGGAGAUCGUACGCAAGCACAGGACGUAGGUCAGCUACCCCUGGAGCACAGAGCACAUCGGUAGUCAGCGGCAGACGUUCCCAAGCCUCCACCCAUGGAGAAUCCCCAGACACGAGGUUCUCGAAUUCCGUCCCCACGACAGCUGCAAGCCCUGCAUCUUCAGUAGCCAACUUUACACCGCACACCGAACCCGCAUCUCCUUCGAGCGCUACGAGCCAACGAGCUCGCGACCAGCCCUGGAACAACAACUUUCAACCAUGCCUCUCUCCUAUUCCAAGCAUGGCCAUGAGCACUGUGCCUGAUGAGGAGGAUUCGCGUGGACGAUCUGCCAGCCGUUGGUGGGAAGCCAGUCAUGAUGGAGCAUCAUCUGGUGUGGGCAGUCGGAGGCUGGAGAGAAGCAAGCGAGAGUCCAAAUACAUGGGCGUGCCUAAGGAGGCACGCGAAAGUUUACAGUGGGCCAACGAUUCGCAGGCAUCCCCAGCCAACCCGGAGGCGUCGAGCCAGCAAGGUUACGGGCCAAAUGAAUACCCAGCAGAGAAGGCUGGCUGGCACGACGAGGCACAAUCGUCUGCAAAAUCUUCUCAAGGCUACUAUCCCAGUCCCGCACCGAUGACCCCGGACCCUCACAGGCUAGAUGUUUCAAGACUCGUCACGCUUCCGCCUCCAUAUCCAAGACACCAUCCAGCUGUGAACAACAGCCAUCCUGACCUGAAUUCCAUUAGAAGCACUUUGCGACUUUCGUCGGAGCUGGGUGAGGUUAAGACUACAAAGGAGCGAUUCACGACCAAAAUCCAGGCUCACAAGGAACAAGAAAGUACUUCUUUGGCAGAGCGAAGAUCCCAGCUUCGCUUCAAUAUAGAACAGAACGUCAAGAAUGGUGUGAUGAAUUUCACAGAAGCUGCCAAGGCCGAAAACGAUUUCGAGACUCGAGAACACAAGCGCGCGCAAGAAACCGUGCAAUACGUCUUUGACACGUUCCAGGCCGAUGUCGCGAACCCGCUGCACGCCAUGUUCUGCGAACGCAUCAACAAGGUGUCGGCUUCUAUCGAGCACUUGAAAGCACGCCUGAAGGACGAUGCUCAGGAACUCAACCCAGACCAUACUCAAGAGGAGGGAGACGACAAGCCGGAACUUUUGGAGAUUCUCACGUUGCUCAAAUGGCUCUUUGAAUCCCGCGAGCAGCUCCACAAAGAGAUGUUUGAGCUGGAAGACGAGCGCAAUGAUCUAUAUAAAGACAUCAUCAUCCUGCCUUAUAUCCAAACAAAGAACGACCAGAAGGUGAAAGAAGCCAGCAACUUCUUUGGGCAGGACGCACGUGACCGCAAGGUCACUUGGGAGAAGGAAAUCCUCAAGCGCUACGAGGAGUUCAUGAACAUCGUCGAAACGAACGUGACGAGAGGCGUAGAAGCGCAACUGUCGGCGUUCUGGGACAUCGCGCCAGGCCUAUUGGCCAUCGUCCAGAAAGUGCCGCAGCGGUUGCGAGAUUUCGACAUCGUUAUUCCCCCGCAGGAGUAUGAAGAAAACCCCGCGUACCACGACUUUCCUUUGCAGUAUCUCUACACGCUUCUGGCUCAUGCUGGCCGCUCGGCGUACCAGUUCAUCGAGUCCCAGAUCAACCUCCUCUGCCUCCUCCACGAGGUCAAGACUGGCGUUAUGACUGCAGGGUCCCGUCUCCUGGAAACGCAACGCAUCCUCGAAGGCGAAGACCUCGCAAGCGUGGACACGGAGAUGCGCGCCAUCCGCGAAGAUGAAGAGAGCCGUCUAACAGAAGACCUAAAAGACAAGGUCGGUCUUGUCGAAAGCCAAUGGGGCGAGGCGUUAGGCAACGGCAUGGACGAAUGCAAGAACAGGGUGGAAGCGUUCUUGGUCCAGCAAAACGGGUGGGACGACGCGUUGAAGGAGUGA